AUUAUUUAUUCUCUUCCCCUUUUCUGUUUUCUUUUCGACUGUUAAAGGAGUUGAAUAGAGGAGCUUUCAUUUUUAUAUAUAUAUAUAUUCUUUUUCUUUUGCUUAUAUUUUAUUUUUCUUCAUGGAAAAAGCAAUGACUAACAACAAAGAAGACUCUUCAAGACUAGUGAAUAAACCACCUGUUUAUCUCAGUAAUCCUCGACCUCAUCUUAAAAGAACAUUAGAUGCAACACCUUUUCCACCUAACCAUCCGCUAGCGGGUUUACCUUUACCUUCACCAACACCAUACCAGCAACAACAAGCUGCUCGUUUACAAUAUUACCAUACUCGUUCACCUGCUUAUGUGGAAAGUCCCAGUUUUGGCUUGAAUGAUUUCGAACUCCAAGAUACUUUGGGCACUGGUACUUUUGGUAGGGUUUACUUGUCCAAAUUCGUACCAUCAAGCAAAUAUUAUGCUAUGAAAGUGUUAAAGAAAUCCGAAGUUGUGAGAUUAAAACAAGUGGAGCAUCUUUUAUCUGAAAAGCAAAUAUUAUCUUCUGUUCGAUUUCCAUUUAUAGUUGAUCUAUUCUGCACUUUUCAAGACGAAUCCAACCUAUACAUGUUACUUGAGUAUGUGGUUGGCGGAGAAUUAUUCACCCAUUUACGUAGAGCUGGUAGAUUCACAAAUGAUAUGACGAGAUUUUAUGCUUCAGAAAUUGUACUAGCAAUAGAAUAUCUUCAUUCCAAAGAUAUUAUAUAUCGUGAUUUAAAACCAGAAAACUUAUUAAUUGAUCAUCAAGGACACAUAAAGAUUACAGAUUUCGGGUUUGCAAAAAAAGUUGUUGACAGAACGUGGACGUUAUGUGGUACACCAGAGUAUUUGGCUCCUGAAAUUAUUCAAAGCAAAGGACAUGGUAAAGCAGUUGAUUGGUGGGCUUUGGGUAUUCUUAUAUUUGAAAUGUUGGCUGGUUAUCCUCCCUUCUUUGACGAUAAUUCGUUUGGUAUAUAUGAAAAGAUUUUAAUGGGAAAGGUUCAAUUCUCUGCCCACUUUGAUCCGCUUGCAAAAGAUUUGUUAAAGAGACUACUUGUGAGUGACAGAACAAAAAGAUUAGGAAAUCUGAAGGGUGGCUCAGAGGAUGUAAAAAGACAUAAAUGGUUUAGAGGUGUGGAUUGGGUUGGGCUAUUGGACAAAAAUGUGCGGGCACCGAUUGUUCCUCAUUAUCCACAUCCAGGAGAUACGAGUAACUUUGAAAAAUACCCUGAAGCAUUUGAUACAGAUCAUCAUCAUAUGGAUGGCGAAGAUCCAUAUAAGGAUUUAUUUGUAGGCUUUUCAUAAUUCCCUUCUUUACAAUAUAUAUUCCCACUACAUCAUAUAACUUGACCUUUUUAUACAUAUUACCUUGUAUUAGCUACCCCCCAUCCAUCCAUAAAAAAAAAUUCCCUCUUCCUUUCCUUUGUGUGUGUAUGAUCGAUGAAUAAAAAAAACACAUGAUAAGUAAGUCGUAGGGAGUUAUUUCCACAAUCCCGAGACAAUCCAAUAAUUCUCCCUACAUUUAUAACAAGGGAUGGUACUC
This is a messenger RNA of Mucor mucedo, 1553 nucleotides long. Its product is annotated as camp-dependent protein kinase 9. The coding region runs from base 122 to 1315 and encodes 397 amino acids. The transcript is spliced from 5 exons. The record is from RefSeq and is a predicted model, not a curated record. Gene Ontology annotation, cellular component: nucleus; cAMP-dependent protein kinase complex. Gene Ontology annotation, molecular function: cAMP-dependent protein kinase activity; ATP binding. NCBI's taxonomy places the organism in Eukaryota, Fungi, Mucoromycota, Mucoromycetes, Mucorales, Mucoraceae. Gene Ontology annotation, biological process: peptidyl-serine phosphorylation.